Molecule: messenger RNA, 3724 nt
Organism: Chelmon rostratus (copperband butterflyfish)
Lineage: Eukaryota; Metazoa; Chordata; Actinopteri; Chaetodontiformes; Chaetodontidae
Product: adhesion G-protein coupled receptor G5-like
Exons: 15
Coding region: 75-2006 (643 amino acids)
Biological process (GO): adenylate cyclase-activating G protein-coupled receptor signaling pathway; cell surface receptor signaling pathway
Cellular component (GO): membrane
Molecular function (GO): G protein-coupled receptor activity
Source: RefSeq, a predicted model, not a curated record
CUUGCUUUUGUCCUGCUGUCACAUCAGCUGCACUCUGUUGUGCUCUCAUCAACUGAAAUCAUUUUUACAGGAACAUGAAAAGGUUGAAGUGGUGGCUCCUCUGUUGGCUGGUCCUGUCUUUGGUGUCUCAUAAAAGCACCCACAAAAGUCCUGGUGGAAAUGAAGGUUCAGAUCAGGGUGAAGAUCGAGGUCUAGGUCAGGGUCAGAAUCAAGGUCCAGAUCAGGGUGAGAAUCAAGGCCCAGGUCAGGGUCCAGGUCAGGAUCAGAAUCAAGGUCCAGGUCAGGGUGAGAAUCAAGGCCCAGGUCAGGGUCAGAAUAGAGGUCCAGGUCAGGGUCCAGGUCUGGGUCAGAAUCAAGGCCCAGGUCAGGGUGAGAAUCAAGGUCAGGGUCCAGGUGAGAAUCAAGGUUCAGGUCCAGGUCAGAAUCAAGGUCCAAAUCAGUGUCAGAAUCAAGGUCAAGGUCAGGGUCAGAAUCAAGGUCAAGGUCAAGGUCCAGGUCCUGGUCCGAAUUGUUGCAAAUUAUUUAGAAAUAAAACAGUGGUUUCAGAUGCCAGAUGCUGUAUGGCCGAUGUUGACAGCAUUUUGACAAAUGGGAACAGAAUCGACAGUGUCAAAGCCAUAGAGAGCCUAGAACAAAUUCUCGAGGAAACAGAGAUCAUUGAGACUACGUCCAUAGUGGUCAGCCGGUUCGUGGCCGUCCUGCACAGACCCAAAGGCCCCUUCACAGGCCUUGAAUUUUAUGUUGGUGAGCAUGAGGCAAUGUCAGACAAGGCUGUCACCAACAGCAAAGUGAUCGCUCGGCUGCCGAGAGAGUUGGAUCUUGAACCAGACAACACUGUUGUGUUCUGCAUGCUUACGUGGCCAGAAUCAAACAGGACCACAUGGGGAGCCUCAGAUGUAUUAUAUGAGAGCAGACUGGUUGGCCUGAGUGUGCGAGGCAAGAAUGUUUCAGGACUCCAGGAGCGAGUCAACAUCACAAUGAAUUUCACUAUAAGUGUAAAUGAAACCCAAAAACCCAGAUGUGUGUUCUUUAAUUUUUCAACACAGGCAUAUAGCCAUAAUGGCUGCCUAACCGUGUGGGAACCUGGUCAAAAUAACGUCACCUGCUCCUGUGACCACCUCACAUACUUCGGUGUGCUCAUGGUGUCUGCUUCCCUACCACCUUUAGACCUAGAGAUUCUGACAUACAUCACUCUGAUUGGCUGUAGUCUUUCUCUUUUUGCCCUGGUCAUCACUGUUCUCCUCUUCAUCACAAAAAGAAAAGUCAGGGCAGACGUCUCCAUGAAGGUCCACAUCAACCUCGCCAUUGCCCUGAUCCUCCUCAACCUGCACUUCCUCCCCAGUCACACGGUGGCAGCAAUGUCCUCCACCGGGCUUUGUCUUUACAUGGCCAUUUCGCUCCACUAUUCCCUGCUGGCCACUUUCAGCUGGAUGGCCCUGGAGGGAUUCCACCUCUAUCUUCUCCUAGUCAGAGUCUUCAACAUCUAUAUCCGGAGAUACUUGCUGAAACUCAGCGUGGUGGGAUGGGGUAUCCCUGCAGUCAUUGUAUCCCUGGUGGUCAUCAUAGACAGGGACACAUACGGUCCUGUCCCUUUGGACUCGUCUAACUCCAACAGCACUACGAUAUGCUACAUAGGAAACAACACAGUGAAGAUGGUGACUACAGUGGGAGUGUUUGGCCUGGUGUUUGUCUUUAACGUGGCCAUGCUAGGGGUGACAGUCAGACGCAUUGUGAAUCUCCACCAGAGCAAAGAGUCCGGGCAGAGGGACCGUGACAGAGCCAAGCGAGACACAUGCACCCUGCUGGGGAUCACCACUCUGCUUGGCAUAACGUGGGGCCUGGUUUUCUUCUCAUUUGGCUACCUGACCACUCCUGGCCUCUACGCCUUCUGCAUCCUGAGCUCACUGCAAGGUUUCUUCAUCUUCCUGUGGUUUGUGAUGUCUUUGAGAAAGAUAGGAAACUCAGCUACCAAGAUGAGUAGCGAAACACGUACCGUCACCAGCUAACUUUAAACACAACUUCUCUUUUCUCGCAUGCUGCCAGGAUUUAUGCAGAAAUACUGUUAAGUUUGCCAUGAUUAUCUCUGCUUUAGAUCAUUAUGUUAUCGUGUGCAACAAUGUCGCUGAGAGGCAAACAUGGUAGCUAGAGCUAACUCAUGCAAACCCAUGUAGAUGAUUUGAAUAUUAAAAUACAAAAUGCUGUAAGAACUCACGGUUUUAGUGCUAUUUUUAAAGCUUUUUUGUUUAUCUCAUGGUGUCUUAUAAAAAAACUGUGGUGAAGGGUUUAUCUAUCCUCUAUAUCUACAGGAGGGUCUAUAUCCAAUUAUUUCUUAAAAUAAUGACCUAAUUUAAGCAGCUGGAAACUUCCCUCUGUCCUCUGUAGUUUUGCAAACUGUGAGGUUAGUGUACAUGAUAUUGCACCUCUGUUGCCACACGUGGUUUACUGUAGUAGUGGACUUUAGACUAUGACGUCGGUUUCUCGCAUAUAACGAGAAACAGACUCAUUUUGUUGCCAUGAUAUAAAAAAAAUAUUUGCAUAAAACCUCCUACCUCCAACAGAGCAACCAUAAGUGCUAUUUUUUUUUUUUUACUUUAAGCUCUCAUUAAUAAGUUAACCAAAACCAGCACAGCUCACUACUGUGGCUCAUCCUAUUCUCUUCAGAGGUAAGAAGAGAACUUUUCUGUGUUCACUGAGUAUUAAUGUAUUAAUUAAUGUUUAUUGGGAUGUCAUUUGUACUUAAUACUAUGAUCACGUUGGUACAUUUCACUGGGUAUAUUUUAUUCUGUUUGUAUAUUUUGUUCUGUUGGCACAUUCCACUGGUAUAUUUUAUUAGAUUUAUUGCCUUUGUAGUUAUCUUGAUUUUAUUCUUUCUAAUCUUUCUUAUCUUUCUUAUUAUCUUGUUUCUAACAUGGGGGUUGCAAUGCAAAUUUCAUUGACAUGUCAUGCUAAAUGACAAUAAAGAUUCUUGAAUCUUGAAUCUUGAAUCUUGAAUCGUGAAUUUUGGAAUAAGAUGACAAAGAGUAAGUUUUAUGAAUUUGAUUUCUUCCUCUAUUUGGCCAACAAUAUGCGCAAAAGCCAUAGCAAGUAUGCUUUAUUUGUACUUUUUGAUUUCUGAAUGUGUUGGACUUUAGCUUGCAUUUCCACGAGGAGAAUUGACUGCUGUGUCCAAUAAGAGACAGAUGAGUUCAAAUUAACAUCUAAGGUGACGGUUCAUUUGAAGGGACUCGAUCCCUGGCUCCUCCAGGCUGCAUGUUGAAGAUACUGAACCACAAAUUGUGUGUGUGCAUGGGUUAAUGUUGCAUGUGUUGUAAAGUGCUUUGAGUGCUUGGUAGAGUAGAAAAGCUCUUUAUAAAUGCAGUCCACUUGCCACGCGAUGUCGAUUAAUUUUGACAUUUUGAUUUCAGCAAUUGCGUAGUGUGGCCAUGGUCCCCUCGGCCACCCCUUAGCUGUACCAUUACAGCUGAGAAAUACACCAGAAUGUAGUUUUAUUUCUAAUUUUUAUUUAUUCCAUCAGUCACAUGUUCAGAGGAAGUACAAUGGUUCCCUUCCUGCUGUUGCUGCUGCUCCUAGAAUCGCUGGCUGAGGAAGUUUGUUUCAACAUUUCAAGUGGUGACACUAAAACUAACGUGUCGGAUGCUUACAUUGUUGAUGACCGAUCUAGUAAUGUGAAAUGUGAGAUGGAUGGAUCUGAAUGCUCCUUUAAAUGCCCCUACAACAUGACGAC